AUCAGCUGAUUGCGGGUGGCAGCCCUGCGAGGAAGUAAACACUUGAACCAUGGCCGUGUUCCGAGGAGCUCUCGCAAGAAAUGGUCGCAGGUGCCUGAAUUUCCGACUGCUUCAUGGAGGAGCUGGGGCUAGUCUGUGUCACCAUAAGGUGGCAUUGCAGAAUGAGGGAGCCAGAGAGGUUAGGCCCUCACCACUAACACUUCUGACAGAAGAUGAAAUGAUGAUGAAAGAGACAGUGGCAAAAUUUUCCAGUGAGAAGGUUGCUCCUCUUGUCCGCAAGAUGGAUGCCGAGGGUAAUAUUGACGAAUCUAUUCUUAAGGGCUUGUUUGACAAUGGGUUCAUGGGUAUUGAAAUACAAGAAGAGUAUGGUGGUUGCGGAUCUACAUUUUUUGUAGCAAACUUAGUUAUUGAGGAAUUGGCUAAAGUGGACCCUUCUGUAAGUGCUACGUGUGAUGUUCAGAACACGCUGAUAAACUCCUUGUUCCGUAAUUUUGCCACAGAAGAUCAAAAGAACAAGUACCUGCCUAAGCUUUCAGCUGAAUAUACAGGAAGUUUCUGUCUUUCUGAAGCAGAGUCUGGAUCAGAUGCAUUUUCAUUGAAAACAACUGCUGUAAAGGAUGGCAACAACUUCAUCAUUAAUGGUUCUAAGAUGUGGAUAUCAUCAGCCCCACAGUCUGGUGUGUUCUUGGUCAUGGCAAAUGCAAAUCUCUCUGCUGGCUACAAAGGCAUCACUUGUUUCAUCGUUGAUGCAGGAACUCCAGGUCUGAGUAUUGGCAAGAAGGAGGACAAGCUAGGCCUGCGAGCCUCAAAUACCUGCAGUGUUCAUUUUGACAAUGUAAUAGUCCCAGAAGAAAAUAUUCUUGGAGAGUUUGGGCACGGCUACAAAUAUGCUAUAGAGAUGCUAAAUGAGGGUCGCAUUGGUAUCGGUGCUCAGAUGGUAGGCUUAGCACAAGGCUGCCUCGAUUCUACUGUACCUUACAUUAUCCAGCGAAGGCAAUUUGGACAAAGUCUUUUUGAAUUCCAGGCCAUGCAGCAUGCGGUUGCAUAUUUAGCAACAGAAAUUGAAGCUGCUCGGUUGCUGGUGUACAAUUCUGCUAGAUUGAAAGAGGCUGGCCUGCCUUUUAUUAAACAGGCAGCCAUGGCUAAACUCUACAGUUCAGAGGUAGCAACACGUGUCACCUCCAAGUGUGUCGAGUUAAUGGGUGGCGUUGGCUUCACGAAAGAUUACCCCGUUGAGAAAUUUUACCGGGACUGCAAGAUUGGCACAAUUUAUGAAGGCACAUCUCACAUACAGCUCAACACCAUUGCAAAGCUUGUACAAAAAGAAUAUGUUUCAAAUUUGAUUUAGUUCUACUAGGAAAAAAUUAUGUAAUAUAUACUAGUGUGUAGAUGACUAUUCCAUGUAUACUUUGGCAGCAUUCAAAUAGAAAGAUCAUUAUAUUUCACUCCAAAAAUAUUAUUUAAUUAACAAAUCCUAAAUAAUUUAUAGAAAAGUUGACAAGUGUUAUAACGUAGGGAAAAACAAAGAAUCUAUAGACAGAUUCUUAGUAAGACAAGCAAGCAGUGAGCCACAACCAGAUCCUAGUGGUAUACAUGCAAAAUGUAAGAGAGUACCCUAGAAAUGUCAUCACUGCUGUUAUAAUGGAAGGGGGCUCCCCCUCCAAACACAACACUUCUUCUCCCCUCUCCCCUAUCCUUCCUCACCAUCUUCCAUACACCAACAAGAAUCCUCAAUAAAGGUAAGAUAUACUUGUACAAACUGUAGUUUAAAAUGUAUUUUUAAGUUAAUAUUUUUGGGGUGUGGAACGGUUCAAUUUACAUUAUUUCUUAUGGGAAAAUUUGUUUCAGUUUUUGAAUUCUCAGUUUUUUAACUGUCUCUGGGAACGAAUUAAUUUAAAAAAUGGAGGUACCACUGUAAUAUUAAAUUUAUAUUAGUUUUGGAAUGAUAUGUUUGAGGGAGAGCAGUGGGAUGAGAACGAGUCAACUUGAAGUUCCCUGGAUGUCCUCUCCUAUACUACUCAUAAAUAUAUUUUCCAUGCUUGUGUGCAUUUUAUAAUUUGGACCAGCACAUGCUCAAAUAAUAAGGUUUCUUAAGACACUCCAAUAUGAACUAACAAUUAAAAACAAAUUUUAGCUAAGGCUAAAGAUGGUAGCUAGAAACUAAGGCAUGUAUGAUAUAAUCCAGAAGAGUUUAGUGUUAAUAUAUGAAUGUUUGUAAAACAUUUGGUUAUUGAGAUAUCAAAAAUAGGCUGGAGGUUGUCUAAAAAUCCUAAGUGUUACCCUAGAGAUGAUGAUUAAUAAGGAAAAUAACUUUUAUCUUUCACUUUUGUAAUAACUAUAAACCUAGAAAAACUGCCCCUUAAUUAACUAAGCCUUAUACAUGACACAUGGGGUAUGAAAGUGUCAUAGGCCAGUUGGGGUCAACCCCAGUAUCAGUCUUGAAGAAUUAUUGGCAUCUAUAGUGACCCCCUGCAAUUUUCAUGGCAUCUGGAACUGAGUAAAGUAUUUUCCAGAAUUAUUUAUCAGUUUUUAGUACUUCAUAAUAUUAAAUUCUCUGAGAGAAGGAGAUGGGCAUGUUGGGAGGGAGGGAAAGAUCCAGGCACAGCUGAGUAACCCAUCUAAUGUAAAUAAUUGUAUAAAUAAAUUAUGUAAAAUAGUGUAUAUUUCUGUAAAUAAAUAUAAACGAAACAGUAAUAUAUAAAUUGAGCAGCGGUUCGAGUUUUGAUGAGUUAGACAAGUAGAUCAGAUUUUUCUGUACUGUACAAUACAAAAAAAUAAUUUUGGGAUAGUACAUGAGAGUUGGAUGAGAGGAAGUGUGUGCUUGAUCCACUCCAUUUGAAAAUACAUUAAUGUACAGAUGAUGAGUUACAUAGUUAUUUAUAUACAGUAGUGAUUCAUUUUUUAGUACUUAGGAAAUAAGAGUAAAAUGUAUUUUUGUAGUUGAUUCUAGCUUGAAUUAGUUACUUAAGUGAUGUUCUUAGGUAUUGUAGCAUUUAAAAUUAUACAAUUAAUGUAUAGUACUUAGAUAUUAACAGUUUCUUUGCAGUGGUUUGAAUCUUAUAUCAUGUAUAUUAAGAUUGCACAGCAGUAACUAUCACGUCAGAUUUUUACUGAAAGCUAAGAAAGUUUUAUGUUGCAAAGCAUAUUUGAGAUUAGUGGACAAAAUUUAAAGGGAUUUUAAUUUUUGGGUGGACAUUUGACAAGAUUAUGUAAUGCCUCCCCUGACUCCUGUCAGCUGGUAAUUUAUUAUUUGAAUGAAGUCAUUGAUUCUGAUGCAAUUGCUGUGGGAUUUUGGUAAUUCACAGGUGUAGUCAUGUAAUUGGUGCUUGCAUGGUUGAACUUGGGCUCUUUAGUCCUGUUUCUCAACUUUCAAUCAACCAGUGUUGAGGUUCCAGAGUUUAUUGGGCUCUUAUAUUUACAUUUGAAACUGUGUAUGGAGUCUGCCUCCACCACUUUAUUUCUUACUGCAUUCCAUAUAUUCACUACUUUGACACUGAAAAAAAUUAUUUAUAAUGUCUCUGUGGCUCAUUUGGGUAUUUACUUUCCACUUGUGUCCCCUUCUUUGAAUAACAAUGCUAAAUAACCUAUCCGUGUCUGCCCUAUCAAUUUCCUGGAGAAUUUUGUUUGUAAUAAUCAAGUCUCUCCUAACUCGUCUUCCAUCGACACGAGGUUUAAUUCCUCGAGCCAUUCCUGGUAACCAAUACCUGUUUUAGUAGUUGGCCUGGUGGGAGGACCUCUACUAGUCUUAAGUAUUGGCUUCUUGUCGCUGACAACGGAAAUUAUUAAAUCUGACGAGGACAGCUAAUAAAUCUUGAGCCCAUCUUUUAUUAAUGAUGUAAGGUCCACAUUAAUUUUGAAGGAAUAGGUUAUGCCCCUCCCAUUAGUCUGCUAACUAAAAUCUUAGUAUCAUCUAAGGCUAUUUUGCAAUACAGUAACUUGAUUAAGAUACAGUAUUACUCAUCUCCCUUUGCAAUGAUCCUGCAGCUUUAACUUUAAUGUUUCAUGAAAUAAGUGGGGGGGGGGGAAGAAUGGCUUAAACCAUACAAAUUACACACAAUUAUCCAGGUAAACCCAGUAGUAUUUAACAACACUAUUACUUUUCAGUUUUAUUAUCUUGUGUAACAACAACAUUUAAUAACAAAUAACUUGCUUAUAUUAAUAUAAAUACAUAUGCAUGAUGUCACAGAACAUGUCACCUCAAAAUGCAAGGACAACAGUCAACUGGAAAAAUAGUAUAAAAAGAGAUAAAACAAAAGAGAAAAAACUUUCACCUUUAAGUUGCGAGACUCAAGACUCCUCAAGAAGUGAAACUACUUGUACUAUUUUUCCCAGUUCACUGUAGUUUUUCUUGCAUAUAUGCAUUAACGAGACAAUAUAUUUAAUUUCUUAAUGGUUGUGAUAUCGUGAUGUUAGCAAUAAAACUUUAACAAUAAAUCAACUGUUUAUCAUCAUGGUCUCACACUUAUUAAAGAAUUUUUUUUUUUAAAACACUUACAAAAACUGGUUUUAAACAUUUUACAGUAUUGGUGAUUGUCUAACCCAGACUGAAACCAUCUUCAAAAUUAUGAAGAAAAGGUCAUUAAUAAUCUUAUUAUAAAAAUUGUCAUGUGAUUAUUGAUCUCACCAACUGUGUGUACUGUUCCAAAACUUGCCUGACUUAUUCUUUAUGGCUAUGAUAACUGAUCCGUACUGCUAAGUUUUUGCCAGUGUAUAAUUAGAAUUGUGAUAAGACAGAAAGUUUACUGUACUCGUACUUUAAACAAAUCAAUUAUCUCCCGUCUUCUUCCGUUUAGAAGUGCAGGGCAUAAAAACCUCUCGUGUAGAACUAUGAGUCUAUUGUAAUUUAAUUUAAUUUAACAAAAGGACAGGCAUGUGCAGAAUAUACUGUACUGUAUAGUGAACUUUUCCUGAUGACUGUGGGUUGUACUGAAUAAAGCAGUUUGUUGAUGAAACCAAAGGUGAGAAACAAACACCAAAGUGUACGAUGUGUUCUUUGUUGUAGUAAACUUCAUGUGGUAGUUUUCACUACUUAAGCAUUACACACACAAUGGCAAUAAAAACGUUUCUUCUUGAAAGCCAUUGGUCGGUGUUCAGAUAUUCCAUUAAUGUUCAAAUUUAUUAUAAAUCAAACAAGUAUCAGGUUUUAACUGCAUAGAAUAAAUAUCAGCCUCAUCCCAAGCAUAGAAUACAGUAUAUGAACCUAUUACAGUACCCAGUAUAUAAAAUUGUAGUAAUAUGACAUAACAGUACAACAGUUUGCCCUUGAUGAACAAAUGUGUAUCAGGAUAUAUUAAACAUUUCUCAGCUAAUUAAAGUCAUUUACUGUAUUAUCAGUUGUAAUUUUAAAGGAAAAUAUAUAUAUAUGAGUGCAAGCAUCUAUACCACUGGUUCCCAUCUGAUACACUAUGGCCAGUUUUCUGAGUUGGCCACAGAGAUUCAUCAUAGGCAUGAUAAUUAUGUGUUUUGUGUGAUAUCAAUAAUUUAGGGUUAAGCUUAAUGCAAGCAUGAUCCUAGCUUAGCAAAAUGGGAGGUGGACCAUGAGUUCUUAUAAUCAGAUGUAGGGGGCCAUCAUCUCAAAAGGCAGUUAGAAGAGUAUUGACCUUAAUAGAGCAAAAAUUAUAGAUUUUUCCUUUUUCAUGUACAGUACUGUAUUCAAAAGUAAUAUACAUUCUUGAAACUUUUAAGUGUAAAUCACAAUGUAAAUGCUAACAAAAUUUAUAAUUCUUUUUUUGCUAAAAUUUUCUUAAAAAAAAAUUGCUAUUCAUGUGUUUUUCCCAUUAGGACAAAAACAUUGUGCAAUAUAUAAUAAAUUACGAAGAUGCCGGUAGCCUUGAAUUUUGAUGUUACAUGUUAACAUGGCCUUUAUUAAUGUUUCCAUGUUCUUUAAGUUUACUAAUGUACUCUUCAACUUAUGAUAACUAUAAAUACAUGCUAAGAAAAUUAA
Molecule: messenger RNA, 5944 nt
Organism: Procambarus clarkii (red swamp crayfish)
Lineage: Eukaryota; Metazoa; Arthropoda; Malacostraca; Decapoda; Cambaridae
Product: short/branched chain specific acyl-CoA dehydrogenase, mitochondrial
Cellular component (GO): mitochondrion
Molecular function (GO): flavin adenine dinucleotide binding; acyl-CoA dehydrogenase activity
Source: RefSeq, a predicted model, not a curated record